Stylonychia lemnae is the source of this 1209-nucleotide messenger RNA. Lineage: Eukaryota; Ciliophora; Spirotrichea; Sporadotrichida; Oxytrichidae. The record is from the annotation of a GenBank genome assembly.
AUGCUAUAGGAGAAGGAUGAACAAUGGAAAUCAAAGAAAGAUCAGAUAAAAGAAAAAGAUCAAAUGAGGUAAAAGAUUCUAGAUGAGUUUCAGCAAAAAAGCGAUAUUCUUUAGCAAAAAGAAUUAAAGCUGACAGAGAAAUAGAGUAGAGUAAAGGACCUUGAAAAGUAACUUAGAAUUAAACUUCAUGAAUAUUCAGAGAGAUAAAAAGAGCUUAACCAAAUCAUGAUAGAUUAUAACAACGAAAGAGAUGAGUUUGACUUGUUCAUUAUUGAGGCGAAAAAUGAGAAAGACGAUAGGCAAAAAGAAAUUGAUAAGAUUAAAGAAUAAAUAGCAAAAGAAACUAAAAAAUAAAAGGAUUUUUUAGGUAGAAAUUAAAAUGCUGAACAUAGGAUGAAGGAAUAAGAAGAAGCUAUGACUAAACUUACUGAAGAUUUAGAGUUAAAGAAUAAGAAGAUGUAAAGAGAGAAGCAGUGGUAGCGAGAAAAGGUUCAAGAAAUAGAGAUAUGGAGAAGAGAGACGAUUAAGGAAGAGGAAGAUAUCUAAUAAAUGAGGCUUUAAAUUGCUAGAAGAAGAGAGACCAUUCAAAAGAAAGAGAUUAAUAUUAUUGACUGGGCUAAAAGGAAUUUAGUAGAAAAGAAUAAAUAUGAUGGAGAGAAAGGAGCAUUAGACGCCCAAAAAGAAAAUCUUGAAAGAGAGGACUUGGAACUGACUGAAAAAUUAAGACGUUUGAAAAGAAGAGAAUUUGAUGAGUUAGCUAAGAAGGCAAAGAUCAUAGAGGGGCAAAAGGAUUUGCUUAAAUCCUUAAAAUCAGAAGAGGCCUAGUUAAAUAAAAAAUGCACAUAGCUUGAAUUGGAAAUUUAGUCAAUGGAUGUGAUGAUAAAAAAUCAUAUGGAUAUAAAGGAGAACUUAGAUCUAAAGAUGCUGGGACUUGAACUAAGUGAGGAGAUGUGGAAGAAAAAAUGUGAUGAGUAAAGAAGGAUACUUGCUAUUGAGAAAUAAAAAUUAGAUGAUUAUGAAUAAAAACUAAAGUAAAGAGAUCUUAAUUUAAAGCAGUAGAAUAGAGAGCUUAGCGAAUAGAGAAAGCUUAAUAAAGACAAUGGGUUUUCUAGUAUUAAAAGAUCUAGAAGCAAGGGUGUGGCGAGCAGCACUAAUAGUCUGAGAUUAAGAAGUAAUAAUAUAAUGAAUUCAAGCAAAGAAAUAAUAUGA